AUGCUCGCCCACACCGCAGCAAUACGCGCCCUCUCCCUGAUCUCCGCCGCCCGUGCGCGCAUUGCGCUUCUCCGCGCGCCGAUGAACGAAUUCAUGCGCUUUGCGUACGCUGGCGCUGUCAGUGGCGGGCCGGCAGGAGGCAGGAGGCAGGAGGCAGUUGGCCGGCAGGAGGCGGUUGGCCGGCAGGAGGCGGUUGGCCGGCAGGAGGCGGUUGGCCGGCAGGAGGCGGUUGGCCGGCAGGGAUUCGCGAACGUGCAAUGGAUGCGAACGGGUGUGACUGUAAAGAGGGAAACGGACGAGGUGGUUGUGAAGGGGGAAUUAGAGGAGUUGACUGCAACGCACCAAGCAGGCGAUGCGGUUGUGAAGCAAGGUUCGGAUGGUGUGACCGUAAACAGAGUAGGAGAUGACGUGGCUGUAAAGAGUGAAGGAGGUGAGGUGACUGUAAAGAGUGAAGGAGCUGAGGUGACUGUAAAGAGAGAAGGAGGUGAGGUGACUGUAAAGAGGGAGGCAGAGGAUGUGACUGUGAAGAGUGAGGAGGUGAGCGACAUGUCAGACAGGGAAGCACGUGGAGCCGAGGCUGAUGGCAUGGUUGUAUCCGGGGCUGUAGGCAUGGCUUUGGCCGAAGCAGAAGGUUUGGCUGUCAACGAGGCUGCUGACAUGGCUUUAGUCAAGGCUGAGGGUGCUUCGGGUGGUGGCAGGGGCAGGAGGAAACGAAGGCAGCCGGUAGAAGACGACGCUUUAGAUAGCAGAGCUGGGGGGGAAAUAAUUGUCGCCGGGCAGCCGAAAAGAUUUUCCGGCGGGCAGGCAAAAAGGGCCGGGGUGGGGAGUUGGCAGGAGGUGGUAACGGCAAUCAAGGAGAUACGGAGUGGGGGGGACGCGCCUGUGGAUACUAUGGGGUGUGAGAAGGCGGGGCAGGGCAUGGCGGACAAGCCGCGGCGCUUUGCAGUGCUGGUGUCGGCCAUGCUCUCCUCGCAGACCAAGGACCUCGUCACCCACGGCGCAGUGGCAAGGCUGCACGCAGCAGGGCUGCUAUCACCUGAAGCGCUCAAAGCAGCAGAGGAAACGACCAUCAGCCAAACCAUCUACCCGGUGGGCUUUUACGUGCGCAAGGCAGGGUACCUGAAGAAAACGGCCAUUAUUUGUCUGGAGAAGCAUGAAGGAGAAAUUCCGGGCAGCCUGGAAGAUUUGCUUGCGCUGCCCGGUGUCGGGCCGAAGAUGGCGUAUUUGGUGAUGAACGUGGCGUGGGAGCGAGUGGAGGGCAUCUGUGUGGACACUCAUGUGCACCGCAUCGCACGGCGCUUGGGAUGGACGGAUGCCAAGGCUAAGACACCAGAGGACACGCGGCGGGCUCUAGAGCAGUUACUGCCAAAGGACGAGUGGAUGGGCAUCAACCCUCUCCUUGUGGGUUUCGGCCAAACCACAUGCCUGCCCAUCGGCCCCCGCUGCUCCUCCUGCCUCCUCGCCUCCCUCUCGCUCUGCCCCUCUGCCUCCCUCCCCCGCCUCCCAGCCCCUCGUCCUCGUCCUCCUCCUUCCCUCCCUCUCCUUCCAAGCACAACCGCGCCGGACAUGUCGACACCAGUUGAUGCCCCCAACUCUGCACCCACUGGCGAACCGCCAUGCCUUGACACGUCCACACCAGAAACUUCCGCACAGCAUGCCCCCAGCACUGCACCCACUGCUGAUCCACCAUGUCUUGAUCUGCCUGAAAGCUCGCUCGUCCUUGCCGUUUCUGCCCCACCCGCGGUCUCCCCCUCUGAUUCGUGGGACCGUUUCAAGCAUGGUAAGCAUGGCGAGUGUGGUGAUGCCCCGAGCACAGAGGGUGGAGGUGGUGGAAAGAAAGAAGAGGACGGAGAAGCAGUGGCAGCAGGGGCGGAAGCAGGCCCCAGGCGCAGCCUCCGCUUUUCCAGAGGCCGGAAAGCUGUGUUGUGA
Messenger RNA from Closterium sp. Naga37s-1, 1929 nucleotides. Lineage: Eukaryota; Viridiplantae; Streptophyta; Zygnematophyceae; Desmidiales; Closteriaceae. The record is from the annotation of a GenBank genome assembly.